Messenger RNA from Ooceraea biroi (clonal raider ant), 1850 nucleotides. RefSeq names its product Myo-inositol oxygenase (gene Miox). Gene Ontology annotation, biological process: inositol catabolic process. The record is from RefSeq and is a predicted model, not a curated record. Gene Ontology annotation, molecular function: inositol oxygenase activity; iron ion binding. Gene Ontology annotation, cellular component: cytoplasm. Lineage: Eukaryota; Metazoa; Arthropoda; Insecta; Hymenoptera; Formicidae.
UUGGAAUAUCAAUUAUAGUGCAACAGUUAAAUUUGAUUAGUAACGCAAUAUUAACACCUGAAAGAUUUUACUAAAUAUUUCGAGGAUUAUUGUUCAUCGCAAUUAAAUAAAUAAAUUCAUUUAGUAACGAACUUUUACUUCUAGUUUGCUUAAAUUAUUACGUUAAUUCCAUACCUUUGAUCUUGAGCGCAGUUAUGAAGGAGAACUCGAGGUCGAUUUUAAAAUCUUAAAUGGAAACUUCUACUUUUUAUUCGAUAUUUUUGUAGCUGAUAUGGAGAUUUGUUUUCAAAACAUUAUUCUAAAUCUUUUUUGCUUUUUCAAAUACUGCUGGCAUUAUUCAAAGUGUAUCAUGUGAAGGUGUUUGGUCAGAUUUAAACGUCUUUUGUCUGUGUGUGUUUGCGUAUAUGCUUCAUCAUACUAUUUCGGGUCACGAUUACUCAAAAAUGAUAUGAUAAAAUUGUUUCAUUGUGUAUGCUUCAUUAUACCAUUUCAGGUCAAGAGUACUAAAAAACGAUAUGAUAAAAUUGUUGCACAAUAUUCGCCGACAAUGUCAAUUCGACAUUAUAAUCCAGUGACAUCUAAUGAACAAAUCCUUGAUCAUGCCACCCUGCUGGACCCAUCGGAACAGCUCCGGCCGGAACCGGUCUACGCCGGAAAAUUGAAGAACGCGUUUCGCAACUAUGAGAUAAAUCCCGAGGAUUCCAUCAAGGAACGUGUUCGCAGAACGUACGAGGAAAUGCAUACCAAUCAAACCGUCGAAUUUGUGAAAUCGCGCAUGCGAGAUUGGCUUCAGUUCAACAAGUUCAAGAUGACGGUGAAGGAUGCCCUGUUGAAACUCAAUGAUCUCGUGGAUGAGAGCGAUCCGGACACCAACUUGCCCAACAUCAUUCACGCGUUUCAGACCGCGGAGUCCAUCAGGCAGGCACAUCCGGACCUCGACUGGUUCCAUCUCACCGGCUUAAUCCACGACUUGGGCAAGGUGAUGGCGUUUUACGGAGAACCCCAAUGGGCGGUAGUCGGCGACACGUUUCCUGUGGGUUGCGCUUGGGGUGAUUCCAUCGUCUACAGGCAGACGAGCUUCGACAACAAUCCUGACGGCAAGGACUCGCGCUACAACACGAAAUAUGGUAUGUACAAGCCCGAGUGCGGAAUUACGAAUCUGAUGAUGUCGUGGGGCCACGACGAGUACCUGUACCAGAUGCUUGUACACAAUAAAAGUAAAUUACCGAAAGAAGCUUUGGCUAUGGUACGAUAUCAUUCGUUUUAUCCCUGGCACGCCGGCGGCGAUUAUAUGUAUUUCUGCACCCCAGAAGACAUGGACAUGUUGAAGUGGGUCGUGGAAUUUAACAAAUUCGAUCUCUAUACUAAGAGUGACGUCGUUCCCGACAUCGAAAAACUGUGGCCUUAUUACGAAAAAUUGAUCGAUAAGUAUAUUCCUGGAGUGAUCGAGUGGUAACCAAGUAUCUCCUAACGCGCUAUUUAUUAUCACAAUUUAUUAUUACGACGCGCUAUUUACAAUUUUAUUAUUUUAUUAUUUAUAUAAUAUUUUUAAUAAUAUUUUUAAUGUGUUUAUAUAUUAUUAUUAUUAUAGUAUACUGUUGUGCAUUAUUUUAUCAUCGAAGACAUGUACAUAGAGAGAACUUAAAGACCUUUAUAUUUUAUUUUACGAGACUAAAACCUAUGCAUUUGUAUCAGCGCUUAUAUUAAUCUCAUCUCUCUCUCUCUCUCUCUUUCACGUUAUUAUAUUAAAUAUCGUUAAAUAUAUAAUAUAAUAUAUCGGGAAUGAAAAGAGCGAGAAAUAAAUAGAGUACAAACAAUAUUAAAUAUAAGCGAAGCAAUUAAACACGAAA